AUGGUUGAAGAAAUGAUUGCGAUGUUUCUCAAUGUUCUGGCACACCAUGUAAAAAACAGGGUAAUCAAAUUUGAUUUUAUCAGAUCUGGUGAGACAGUUAGUAGACAUUUCCAUGCAGUCUUGAAGUCAAUCAUACUAUGUCAUGGUGUCUUGUUAAAAAAAGGAGAACCCAUCCUAGAAAAUUCAACUGAUCCUACUUGGAAGUGGUUUAAGAAUUGCCUUGGAGCAUUAGAUAGAACUCAUAUUAGAGUGAAUGUGCCGAAAUCCGAUCGACCAAGAUAUAGAUCACGAAAAUCUGAAAUAACUACCAAUGUACUAGGUGUUUGUAGUCAAGAUAUGCAAUUCAUAUAUGUCUUGUCUGGCUGGGAGGGUUCAUCUCAUGAUGGUCGAGCUCUUAGGGACGCGAUAACAAAGCACAAUGGACUAAAGGUUCCACAUGGAUUUUACUAUUUGGUGGAUUCUGGAUAUGCAAAUUGCCCUGGAUUUCUUGCACCUUUCCGAGGACAACAAAACAAACGUACUACUGCAAUCAGUGAUAUCUUGCAAAUUAGUGGGUUCACUUGGAACUAUGAAAGGUGCACUAUUGAGUGUGAGAAAAGUGCAUAUGAUGAAUAUGUUAAGAACCAUAAAGAAGCGGCUGGCCUUUAUGGGAAAUGUUUUCCAUUUUUCAAUGAUCUUGCUCCAGUGUUUACAAGGGAUAGAGCACAGGGAACUGCACGGGGUGACAUUGGAGAUGAUCUAGAACAAUAUAUGCAAGAAAAUAUUAGUUUGGAUGAGGACAUGGGCUUCUCUCAGUUGCCAACUGAUGAGUUUUUCAUGCCUAUGCAGGAACCUGCAUCAUCUCAAUCACCUGUGGCAUCAGAGGGUAUUAGUACUGCAAAAUCCCGUCGAAAGCGAAAAAGUAUUGCUAGGGACCCCUCUAUGGACACAUUGAAUGAAAAUUUUCGUAACUUUGUGGAAACAGUUGGACCUGGAUUUAGGUCAAUGGCCGAUGUAGCUACUAGAAAGGAUGCUAAUCGUGUAGAGCAUGAAGAGAGGAGGAAAUUACUACCUCAAAUACUUCCAUUCGUUGAAGGUCUGUCUAUCUAUGAAGUAAUGUUUAUCUUGCAGGUUUUACCAAAACAUGAAGAUGAACUCAAAACUUUUAUUGAGUUACCUGGCAGCAUGAAGCUACCAUUUUGCCAUGUACUUCUAGCAAGAUUGGGAUAUACACCACCAAAUGUAUGAACCAUGCAUAUUACUAGAGUUUCAUUUCAAGUCAAUGUUUGAUGCUUUAUAAAUUAUGUGUAAUGGUGUUAUGUUGU
Messenger RNA from Dioscorea cayenensis subsp. rotundata (Guinea yam), 1304 nucleotides. RefSeq lists its product as uncharacterized. The transcript has 5 exons. The record is from RefSeq and is a predicted model, not a curated record. The coding region runs from base 1 to 1227 and encodes 408 amino acids. NCBI's taxonomy places the organism in Eukaryota, Viridiplantae, Streptophyta, Magnoliopsida, Dioscoreales, Dioscoreaceae.